ACAGCUAAGACACGAGGACGGGAAUUGUGACAGAGACAACCAUGUUCUUGCUCAUUAGUUGUUUUGCCCUUGUGGCGUCUACUCUGGGCUGUGGAGUUCCUUCUAUCAAGCCCCAAGUGGGUGGAUACAACAAGAUUGUGAACGGAGUGACUGCUGUGUCUGGGUCCUGGCCUUGGCAGGUUUCACUUCAGGAUGGCGGAGGAUUCCACUUCUGUGGAGGAUCUUUGAUCAACCAGUACUGGGUCGUCACUGCCGCUCAUUGCCGUGUGUCUCCUAGAAACCACCGUGUUAUCCUGGGAGAACAUGAUCGUCAGUCUGGCAGUGAGCCCAUUCAGGUCAAGUCCAUUUACAGGGCCAUCAGUCACCCCUAUUACAACUCCCAGAACUUCAACAAUGACAUCACUCUCCUGAAGCUGUCCUCCCCAGUGCAGAUGACAUCCCGCGUAGCCCCAGUUUGCCUGGCCUCCUCCAGCACCAACAUCCCAUCUGGAACCUCAUGUGUCACCACUGGGUGGGGCAGAACUGGCCAGACCUCAAGCCCCCGUUACCUCCAGCAGACUUCCCUGCCUCUGCUCAGCCCUGCUCAGUGCAAGCAGUACUGGGGUUAUAACAGAAUCUCUGAUGCCAUGAUCUGUGCAGGUGCCUCUGGUGUGUCCUCCUGUCAGGGCGACUCUGGUGGCCCCUUGGUUUGUCAGAACAAUGGAGCUUGGUCCCUGGUGGGUAUUGUGUCCUGGGGUACCUCUAACUGCAAUGUGCGUGCCCCUGCUGUGUAUGCCCGUGUGUCCUACCUGCGCGGGUGGAUCGACCAGAUUAUUGCUUCCAACUAACACCUAUCAUCCAACACUUCAGCUCCUCACCAUGAUCACAGCAUCAAUAUUAACAAAUGCAAGGAUGUUAGUAUUAUGGUUACCAUGCAACAAAUAAAGCUUGUUAAAAGAAA
Molecule: messenger RNA, 940 nt
Organism: Solea senegalensis (Senegalese sole)
Lineage: Eukaryota; Metazoa; Chordata; Actinopteri; Pleuronectiformes; Soleidae
Product: chymotrypsin-like protease CTRL-1
Exons: 7
Coding region: 42-827 (261 amino acids)
Biological process (GO): proteolysis
Molecular function (GO): serine-type endopeptidase activity
Source: RefSeq, a predicted model, not a curated record